Molecule: messenger RNA, 1007 nt
Organism: Papaver somniferum (opium poppy)
Lineage: Eukaryota; Viridiplantae; Streptophyta; Magnoliopsida; Ranunculales; Papaveraceae
Product: voltage-gated hydrogen channel 1
Exons: 2
Coding region: 79-762 (227 amino acids)
Biological process (GO): proton transmembrane transport
Cellular component (GO): plasma membrane
Molecular function (GO): voltage-gated proton channel activity
Source: RefSeq, a predicted model, not a curated record
UCAAGGUUUAUUGAUCUAGUUCAUUAAUUAUUACUUCAUUCUGUUUUCAUCUUCUUAAAUUCAAGAAGCACACAGCAUAUGGCGGAUUCGAUAAUAAUCCCGAUCGAGAAUUCAGUCAACAGUCUUGUUAAAAACUGGAAAAGGAGACGAAAGUGGCAGCUUGUUUUUGGUAACCAAGAGCAUGCUGCAGAUGACCAUAACCGAAGGAAUAGAGCUCCAUGGAGAGUUUGUUUGGGAAAAUUCAUGGAAUCGACACCAGUUCAUAUUGCUUCACUCAUACUUCUUUUAAUCGAUCUCGUCUUAACUGUCCUUGAUAUCUCUACUUCAUUAGUUUCUUGUAAAGCUAAGACAGACGAGGAAGAAAAUGAAGUGUUUCAUUGGAUAGGAAUUGCCAUAUUGAGUGUUUUAACGCUUAAAGUGCUGGUUUCAGUUGUGGCUUGGGGUACAUCGUUCUUUAAACGUCCGGGAAAUGUCAUCGACGGUGUGGUAGUGAUUAGUGCGUUGAUAUUGGAAUUUGUAAAAGAAAAUUGGGCAGGAUUGUUGGUGGUGGUUAGCAUAUGGCGAGUUGUUCGUGUCGUUGAGAGUGUUUUUGAGCUUAGUGACGAAGCAAUUGAAGCUAAGAUUGAAGGCAUACAACGUCAGUUUGAAGAUCUUAGGAACGAGAAUCAAUCGCUCCGUGAUGAGAUAGCCAAAAAUUCUGAGAAGAUAGCUGAACUCGAAAAGGAAUUGGAUGAAUUAAGAUUUAAGAAAAUUAUUACCUAAUGUGUUUUUGUUCGAACAUAAAAUGGUUAUUGCUUAUGAAAGAUGGUUCUUCCGGGCUCAUGGAGAAAUAACCAAUACUACUACGUGUGACGGUACAAGUAAAAAAGCAACGAGGUCCACCAAAAAUCUCCCAUUUUAGGACAAGUUCGGACGGAAAGAUCAUAUGAUAGUCUGGUUUACUUCAUCAUAUACCAAUGAGAACUUUUAUUACCAGAAGUCUAACGAAGACCGUGUAUUACAUACUU